Messenger RNA from Alternaria incomplexa, 1827 nucleotides. RefSeq lists its product as uncharacterized. Gene Ontology annotation, cellular component: peroxisome; mitochondrion. Gene Ontology annotation, biological process: carnitine metabolic process. Gene Ontology annotation, molecular function: carnitine O-acetyltransferase activity. The coding region runs from base 1 to 1827 and encodes 608 amino acids. The transcript is spliced from 3 exons. The record is from RefSeq and is a predicted model, not a curated record. NCBI's taxonomy places the organism in Eukaryota, Fungi, Ascomycota, Dothideomycetes, Pleosporales, Pleosporaceae.
AUGGCUCCAGCACGGAAACAGUCGAGUUUGCCAGCGGGUUACAAGGAGGACCACAGCAAAGGUGCCAUGCUGCGCUUCGAAGACUCCCUUCCGCGACUCCCCGUCCCCACCUUAGAGGAGACCGCCAAGCGAUACCUCAAGUCCGUUCACCCGCUCCUCUCCCAAAACGAGUUCGACGCGACUACAAAGGCUGUCAAUGAGUUCGUGGCUCCUGGCGGGCCUGGAGAGAAGCUCCAAAAGCGCUUGGUGGAGCGGAGAGAGGACCCCAAGCACAGGAACUGGAUCUACGAGUGGUGGAACGAUGCCGCGUACAUGGCCUACCGCGACCCCGUUGUGCCAUACGUCAGCUACUUCUACUCGCACCGCGAUGACAGGAAGAGGCGAAACCCAGCAAAGCGCGCUGCAGCUCUCUCAACAGCUGUGCUCGAGUUCAAGAAGAUGGUUGAUGAGUGCAGCCUGGAGCCUGAGUACAUGAAGAAGCUCCCCAUGGCCAUGAGUUCCUACGAGCACAUGUUCAACUGCUGCCGUGUACCCAAGAAGCCAUCCGACACCAGCACGAAGUACCCUUACAAGGAGAACCCGCACAUCAUUGCGAUAAGGAAGAACCAGUUCUGGAAGAUCCCCCACGAGAUCAACGGAAAGCAGCUCAACACCAGCGAGCUCGAGCUCCAGUUCCAGCGCGUAUAUGAGAAGGCUGAGAAAGCGCCCGCAGUCGGUAUUCUCACAUCCCAGAACCGUGAUGUGUGGUCAGACGUCUACCCCAAGCUCAAGGCUGCCUCUGCCAACAACGCCGCAUCCCUUCAAGACAUUGAAGCCGCCUCCUUUGUCGUUUGCCUCGACGACGCAUCUCCCGUCACUCUCGAAGAGCGCGCACACCAGUACUGGCACGGCGAUGGCGCGAACCGCUGGUUCGACAAGCCCCUCCAGUUCAUCGUCAACGAGAACGGCACAUCUGGCUUCAUGGGCGAGCACUCCAUGAUGGACGGCACACCCACCCACCGCCUCAACGACUACGCGAACCAGCAAAUCUUCACCAACGCCCUCCCCUUCGACGACCCCAACGUCCGCUCCGACCUGCCCAACCCGAAACCCCUCCGCUUCGAGAUCAACGCGGAGCUCCAGCAAGACAUCGCCGACGCCCAAUCCCACUUCUCCCGCCAAAUCGGCGCACACGAGCUCAGAGUGCAAGCCUACCAAGGCUACGGCAAAGGCCUAAUCAAGAAGUUCAAGUGCAGCCCCGACGCCUACGUCCAAAUGAUCAUCCAGCUCGCCUACCACAAGUUCUACGGCAAGAACCGACCCACGUACGAGUCCGCGGCGACCCGCCGCUUCCAACAAGGCCGAACAGAAACCUGCAGAACCGUCUCCGACGAAUCCGUCGCGUUCUGCAACGCCAUGGCCGACGCCGAUGCUACACCCGAGGAGUGCGCGAAGAAGUUGCGAGCCGCACUCGACGCACACGUCAAGUACAUCUCCGACGCCAGCGACGGCCGCGGUGUAGACCGCCACCUCUUCGGCCUGAAGAAGUGCCUCAAAGAGGGCGAGGAGGUACCUGCUCUGUACCAAGACCCAGCCUACACCUACAGCUCCACAUGGUUCAUUUCGAGUUCUCAGCUGUCGAGCGAGUACUUCAAUGGCUAUGGGUGGUCGCAGGUCAUCGACGAUGGAUGGGGUAUUGCGUAUAUGAUUAACGAGAAUAGCAUCCAGUUCAAUGUUUGCUCUAAGGGUCUUGGUUCGGAGAAGAUGAGCUUUUACCUCAAUGAGGCGGCGGGUGAUAUGAGGGAUAUUAUGCUGCCUACUCUUGAUGCGGCGAAGGCGAAGUUGUAG